Molecule: messenger RNA, 1727 nt
Organism: Wasmannia auropunctata (little fire ant)
Lineage: Eukaryota; Metazoa; Arthropoda; Insecta; Hymenoptera; Formicidae
Product: G-protein coupled receptor 143-like
Exons: 6
Coding region: 82-1176 (364 amino acids)
Biological process (GO): melanosome organization; regulation of calcium-mediated signaling; G protein-coupled receptor signaling pathway
Cellular component (GO): plasma membrane; melanosome membrane
Molecular function (GO): L-DOPA binding; dopamine binding; L-DOPA receptor activity
Source: RefSeq, a predicted model, not a curated record
CGGAGUUACUAGAUCGAGUAGGAUAGUCGGGCGGAGCAGAGGCACGCUGGACUCGACCGCGACAACAUAUAUCCGAUAACAAUGGCCGACCCGACCCUACAAACGUUUUGCUGUCAUCACACAAAUCGAACGGACAGGGCGAUAGCGAUAAUGGAGGAAUUCAAUACGGACGCGUACAACACGGUGUGCAUGCUCUCGUCGGCGAUGGGCAUGAUAGGCGCGAUUUACCAGAUACUACCCCGAGAGGAUUCGAAUAGUUCCUAUCGUUGGAGGAGAUUCUUCAGAGGACGAGAUAUUAUUGUAUGGCUCGCUGUUGCCGAUCUCUUAGCGUCCUUAGGUGUAUUCGUGAGAUCGGCGCUAUGGAGGAAUUUCAAGUCCAUCAUGCCGAUGGAGGGCGACAUGUCGAACGUGGUGUUCUGCGCCGUGUUGUCGGCGUGGAUUCAGUACUUCUACAUGGCCACGUGGAUAUGGACGUUGUGCUACGCGGUGGACAUGAAGCUGCUGCUGGGCGACAAAAACGGGUGUCCCAAGUGCUAUCACAUCUUGGCCUGGGUGCUUCCCGCCUUCCUCACGUCGUUCGGGCUGAUCACUCUCUACAUUCCCGAUGCAAACUGCCACAACCUGACGUCGUUGUCGAGUGCGAUAUUGCGCAUCCUUCCGAACUACUUCGCCACUUACGUGCUGCUGACGGUGGUAAUGAUCGCGAAUCCCAUUCUGUACGUCGCGUCGACUCGGGACCUCGAGACGGUGGUUCUGCACAGCAUGGCGCAGAUGACCAGCCGGGAGCGGAGGUUGAUACAGACGAUCAGGCUGAAAUUCGCGCUCAUCAAUCUGGUCUACUACGUGUGCUGGACGCCCAAUCUAAUUAACGGGAUACUACUGUGGACCCUGUGGUUUAAGCUGCCGAUCCGGGCGAUCAUCACUUUGUGGUACAUAAUGGCUGUGACGAAUCCCCUCCAAGCGUUCUUUAACGCGAUCGUCUAUCAAUCGUGGACCAGACGGGAGAAAUUACGUUUUGAGUGUUGCCAAGAUUUCAAGUCGAGCAUAAAUAUGAAUCUGAAUGCCAAGAUAGACACCGACGUGCACGUUUCCGAAUCGUCUCCGUUGCUGAAUCCACGAACGGGAUACAAGCAGAAAAUACCGCACAUCAGUAUAAACGGAUCUUCGUCCCUGUAAGAAUCUAUGAUAUUUUACUGCCAGACUGUCGAGAAAGUGUAAAUAGUAUCAUGCCAUAUCGUAGUGUUAAAGAAAGAUUUAAUAUAUGAAGUCAGUUCUUACAUAUUAUAAAAUCAGACUCGCACAUUUCCGCUUAGGCGCGAUUUUUUUGCAAGAUUUCUCAGAGAACGUCUCGACAUGAAUAAAGCAAUAUUUUAUUAAAAAGUUUUUCGAAAAGAUCUUGCGAUAACAGAAAUAUUGUAUAAAAUAGAAUCUUUUAAUAUAUUACACAGAGAAAUUGUAUUAAAAUAGUUUUUAUACAUUAUACAUUCACGAUAAUAAACACAAAGUCGAUAGACGUAAUUUGUUAAUAUUAAGACAUAUAGAGUUGUAGAGAAUCGGUAUUUUCAAUUGUAAUAACGAAAAGGAUAUGAAACGAAAAGGAAUCGCAUUAUGCAGAAGUUUUUUAAACAGAAGAUUUACAUAAACGAACUACUUAAUUACUUUUAAAAGAUAAGGUGCCUUUUUAAAAGAUAAAUAUUCUUUUUUAUAAUAUGCGUUGUAUAAUGGUC